AUGGCCAGAGAACGAUAUUACAUCACUCGGAACCACCCUAUGCUGAUGGGUUUGCAGGGGACCGCUGUUUGGAUCUCUAAAUAUUCUUCCCUCUCAAAUGCACUUCGCGACACCCUUCGCCCAAUCGACCAAGAGCUUUAUGCCGCGAAGAGCCUCUAUCAUCGCGAACCGUCGGUAUAUUUUAAUGGCCAGAAUGGGAUAUCACUAGAUGCCAUCAAGCGACGCGACUUCUCGAGCCUCGCCGACAAGGACGAAUCUGCCUUCCCAACGUUGAGCAGUCCUAGGCCUUCUCUGAGAAUACAGCUGCAAGGCUACAAUAAGCAUAGCUCGCAAGUCUGGCUGAGGUCCAGUACCACGCGCUCGCAGCUAGCGCAGAUCAUAUUACGUGAAGUGAUCCAUGUCCUCGAGAAGCGUGAAGGUCGUACAGACAACGCCACCCAUUUCUUAAGGCUUGGUGCCCAGCGGCUCAGGUUGGAAGACGUGUUUCUCGUGGAGGUUCGCCAUGUGUCCAAAGCAAGUUACCAACCGCUGUUCAUGUACAGGCCGGCGGCAUUUUUGAAUUCCAUGAUAACCGACAUCCUGGACCUCUUUAACGUACCUGCCACCGGUCCAUCAAGCACCCGCACACUAAUCAGCUCCUCUACGACGCCAAGGGGAGCCCUCACAGUAUAUGGGCAUUCAUAUAAGCGCAUGUGGUGGGCGUGA
Molecule: messenger RNA, 705 nt
Organism: Postia placenta MAD-698-R-SB12
Lineage: Eukaryota; Fungi; Basidiomycota; Agaricomycetes; Polyporales; Adustoporiaceae
Exons: 5
Coding region: 1-705 (234 amino acids)
Source: RefSeq, a predicted model, not a curated record